Metschnikowia bicuspidata var. bicuspidata NRRL YB-4993 is the source of this 1656-nucleotide messenger RNA. RefSeq names its product isocitrate lyase 1 (gene ICL1). The record is from RefSeq and is a predicted model, not a curated record. Gene Ontology annotation, biological process: carboxylic acid metabolic process. Lineage: Eukaryota; Fungi; Ascomycota; Pichiomycetes; Serinales; Metschnikowiaceae. The transcript has a single exon. The coding region runs from base 1 to 1656 and encodes 551 amino acids. Gene Ontology annotation, molecular function: isocitrate lyase activity.
AUGCCAUACACAAAGAUCAACGUGGACGAGGAGGACCGCGUCUUCCAAGCCCAGGUCGCUGAGCUCAAGCAGUGGUGGUCCCAACCGCGUUGGGCCAAGACCAAGCGUAUCUACAGCGCUGAGGAAAUCGCCUCCAAGCGCGGCUCCCUCUCCAUCAGCUACCCCUCGUCGACGCAGUCCGACAAGUUGUACGAGCUUAUCAAGGAGCACGACAGAAACAAGACCGCGUCUUUCACCUUUGGAGCGUUGGACCCAGUGCAGGUCCUGCAAAUGGCCAAGUACGUCGACACCAUCUAUGUUUCCGGCUGGCAAUGUUCCUCCACGGCCUCGACCUCCAACGAGCCCUCUCCCGACUUGGCUGACUACCCAUACGACACUGUGCCCAACAAGGUCGAGCACUUGUGGUUUGCGCAGCUUUUCCACGACCGGAAGCAGCGUGCGGAGCGCCGUGGCAUGACCCGUGCCCAGCGCGAGAAGUCUCCUUACAUUGACUACUUGCGCCCGAUCAUUGCAGAUGCAGACACCGGCCACGGAGGCUUGACGGCUAUUAUCAAAUUAACCAAGUUGUUCAUCGAGCGUGGUGCCUCGGGUAUCCACAUUGAGGACCAGGCUCCAGGUACCAAGAAGUGUGGUCACAUGGGCGGCAAGGUUUUGGUCCCUGUCCAGGAGCACAUCAACCGUUUGGUGGCCAUCCGUGCCUCGGCCGAUAUCUGCGGCUCGAACCUUUUGGCUGUGGCUCGUACAGACUCCGAGGCCGCCACCUUGAUCACCUCCACGAUCGACCACCGCGACCACUACUUCAUUGCGGGUGCCACGAACCCAGACUCCCCAGACUUGGCCUCCUUGAUGGCCGAAGCCGAGGCCCGUGGUGUCUACGGUGAGAAGUUGGCCGCCAUUGAGACCGAGUGGAACAAUUCCGCUCGCGUCAAGUUGUUUUCCGAGGCUGUGAUCGACGAGAUCCGCGCCUCCUCUAUUUCCAACAAGGAGAGAGCUAUCUCUGACUUCACCGCCAAGGUCAACCCAUUGUCCGAGACCUCGCACAAGGAGGCCCGCAAGAUUGCCCGUGACAUCUUGGGCAAGGACAUUUACUUCAACUGGGAUGCCAGCAGAACCAGAGAGGGUUACUACCGCUACAUCGGUGGAACCCAGUGUGCCGUCAUGCGUGGCCGUGCGUACGCCCCAUACGCGGACAUGAUCUGGAUGGAGUCCGCAUUGCCAGACUACGAACAGGCUAAGGAAUUCGCCGAGGGUGUCAAGAGCAAGUGGCCCGACCAGUGGUUGGCAUACAACUUGUCACCAUCUUUCAACUGGAACACUGCCAUGAACUCGCAAGACCAGGAGACAUACAUUUCCAGACUUGCCAAACUCGGCUACGUGUGGCAAUUCAUUACCUUGGCCGGUUUGCAUACCACCGCCUUGGCCGUGGACUCUUUCGCCAAAAACUACGCCGAGAUUGGUAUGAAGGCCUACGGCCAGCAAGUCCAGAAGCCAGAGAUGGAGCUCGGUGUCGAGGUUGUCAAGCACCAGAAAUGGUCGGGUGCCGAGUACAUCGACUCCUUGUUGAAGUUGGUCUCUGGAGGUGUUACUUCCACCGCAGCCAUGGGUGCCGGUGUCACCGAAGAGCAAUUCAAGGACAACUCCGCUGGAAAGUUUUGA